Closterium sp. Naga37s-1 is the source of this 1125-nucleotide messenger RNA. NCBI's taxonomy places the organism in Eukaryota, Viridiplantae, Streptophyta, Zygnematophyceae, Desmidiales, Closteriaceae. The record is from the annotation of a GenBank genome assembly.
AUGACUCCCCGAUCCGUGAUCGCCGUUCCAUCCGUGAUGACGUCUUCCGCAUCGUCGCUUACGUCGCCUUCUUUGUCGUCAACGUCCGCUCGAUCUUGGCUGCUGGCCGCUGGCGCCUCGUUCUCAUUGGUCGCCGCGUUUUCCGGCACGGCAACGGUGGCGGCGAAGGAGCGGCCCGAGGUGGAUCUGGGUCGCGACGCGGAGGUGGUUCUUUACCAGUACGAGGCGUGCCCUUUCUGCAAUAAGGUCAAAGCCUUCCUGGACUACUACGACAUCCCGUACAGGGUGGUGGAGGUGAACCCGGUGGGAAAGAAGGAGCUCAAGUGGUCGCCCUACAAGAAGGUCCCCGUGCUCGUCGUCAACGGCGAGUCGCUCGUCGACUCCUCAGCCAUCAUAUCGGAGUUGCACCGCCGUCUGAACCCCUCCAAGGCCACCAACAUCCCUGCCGCCUCCGCUGCUGUUUCCGCCGCCGCGUCCGCCGCGGCGGCUUCCGCGCCUGGCGCGUAUGCCAGCGCCAUCGGCGGCGGGAGUGGCAGCAGCGCGGGGGGGACUAGCAGCAGCGGGGGAAGCGGAGUGGCGGAGGUUGUGGGGCACGUGGGGGAGCGGGGCGUGGCGGAGGGGCAGGCGGAGGAAGAGUUGGAUGAGGAGACCAGAUGGCGCAGGUGGGUGGACGGGCACCUGGUGCAUCUGCUCUCGCCCAACAUCUACCGCUCGCCCUCUGAGGCCCUAGAGGCCUUUGACUACAUCGCCACCAAUGGCAACUUCUCGGCGUGGGAGCGCAUGAUGGCGCGCUACUUUGGUGCGGGCGCCAUGUAUGUGAUUGGGAAGAAGCUGAAGAAGAAGCACGGCAUAGCGGACGAGCGCACCGACCUCUACAAGGCGGCUGACGAGUGGGUGGCGGCUCUCGGCGACAGGAAGUUUCUUGGAGGAGAGACCCCGAACCUCGCUGACCUGGCGGUGUUUGGAGUGCUGCGGCCAAUCAGGCACCUGACAGCUGGCAGGGACAUGGUGGCGAAUUCGAGCAUAGGGCCAUGGUACGAGCGCAUGGAGCAGCACGUGGGGGCUUCUGCCAGAAUCACCGCUGCUGAAGCGGUCGCUGGUGAUGCUGCUUCUUUGGGCAAGUAG